AUUUGAAAUAUUUAAACUUCGCAUUCUUCAGCUCUGCCGCCGGCCUCCCUCCAUCGCCGCCGUGAUGGCUCUUCUUCGCUUUCUCUCUACUACCGUAUUCCCGUCGAAACCCCAACACGUUCUCUCCUCCUCCGCCGCCUUCUACUCCACCUCCUUCCUCAUCACCAAAACCCCCAAAAAGUUCAGAAAAAAGCGCAAGAAGAAGGAAAGCCCUAGAACCAAAUCGAUUCAAACCCAGCCCAAUCUCAUCCGCCACUUGGAGAACAUCCUCCACCGCGACGCUCAUUUCCGAUUCCUCACCAAAACCAAGGAAUUCCUCUCCAAACAGCGCGAGCAAGUCCUCCUCCUCGACGACGCCGGAAAACUCCACCAGCAGCUAGGGUUUCCCCGCGGCCGGAAAGUCCUCAAAUCCAUCCUCCGCCACCCGCUCAUCUUCCAAACCUACCGCCACUCCGACGGCAAGAUGUGGUUCGGAUUCACCGAUCUCAUGGAAGAUCUCCUCCGCGAGGAGCGCGAAAUCGAAGCUAAAUCGGAGCUUCGUAGGGUAGAUGCCGUGAGGAAAUUGCUGAUGAUGUCAGUGAAUAAACGAAUCCCCUUGAGCAAAAUCUACCACAAUCGGUUAUUGUUUGGGAUUUCAGAGGAUUUUAGGGAUAAAAUCGCUAAUUACCCUAAUUAUUUCCGAGUAGUCGUUGAAGAUGAUGGCAAAAGGAUUCUUGAGCUAGUGAAUUGGGACGAUUCGCUGGCUGUGAGUGCGUUGGAGAAGGAAUUCAUGGCUGAUGAGGAGAAGGUGAAGAAGGCAUUCAGAUUCCCAGUGAAGCAUGGCAGGAAGCUGGAGUUGGAGCUGGAGGAUGAGAGGAAGUUGAAUUUGUUGAACACGUUGCCUUUGGUUUCGCCCUAUUCGGAUGGGAGCAAGCUCGAUUUGUGGACAUUGGAGGCAGAGAAGUACAGAGUUGGGAUCAUCCAUGAGUUCUUGAGCUUGACUUUGGAGAAGAGGGCUUACAUACACAAUGUGGUGGAGUUCAAGGAGGAGUUCAGCCUCACGAAGCACACGUAUCAGAUGCUUCUCAAGCAGCCCCGGACAUUCUACCUGGCUGGCACGCAGAUGAAUUGGUGCGUGUUUCUCAAGGAUGGCUAUGGCGAGGAUGGAGAGCUUGUUGACAAGGACGCGCAGGUGGCAUUCAACGAGAAGCUCUAUAAGUACGCGGAUAUGCAGGAGUCCGAGAUGGAUUGCAGGAGUGAGCAGGAGUGUGGUGUGUGAUUGGAUUGAGCAAGAAUUGGAGUCGGAUUGAAGAAGGGUUUAAGAAGAAUGAGAUGAGAAUUGAGGCUUCAAAGAUUUGAUUUUUGCAAGAAUUGCAAUUGGAUUGCAGGGUGAACAAGAAUGAGAAGAGGGGCAGAGAUUUGGGUGUGAUUUGUGAUUGGAUUCUUGAGAGUGGAGGGAAAAUGGGUUUUGAAUUGAGAGUGUGAGAGAGGGUUUAGGGUUUAUGUAAAGUUGGAGUACCUUUUUAUGUUGAGGAUCAUACUUCUAUGUUCGUGUAAACGAAACAAGAUUAUUAGUAGUACAAGUUAUUGUACUUGUAGAAUGAGGAACUUCUCCAAUAUUGGCUGAUUUUGUUCUAUUUUAGAGUUUAGACAAUGCAUUUUCUCUCCCAUCA
Salvia hispanica is the source of this 1652-nucleotide messenger RNA. RefSeq names its product Ubiquitin carboxyl-terminal hydrolase family protein. NCBI's taxonomy places the organism in Eukaryota, Viridiplantae, Streptophyta, Magnoliopsida, Lamiales, Lamiaceae. The record is from RefSeq and is a predicted model, not a curated record. Gene Ontology annotation, molecular function: RNA binding.